Molecule: messenger RNA, 1807 nt
Organism: Labrus mixtus (cuckoo wrasse)
Lineage: Eukaryota; Metazoa; Chordata; Actinopteri; Labriformes; Labridae
Gene: gnl3l
Product: G protein nucleolar 3 like
Exons: 15
Coding region: 50-1771 (573 amino acids)
Cellular component (GO): nucleolus
Molecular function (GO): GTP binding
Source: RefSeq, a predicted model, not a curated record
UUUUAUUUUGACAUCAGCCGGAUACGAUUUGUGACGUCAGAGUUUGCGCAUGUCAACCUUACACGUGAGGAUACAGGACCUCAACUUGGUUGAACUAAUGUCGAAAGCUAAGCAAAAACGAGCCAAACGCAUCGGCUUUCUCGGUAAACUUAAGAUUAAAGAUGGACAAAAAGGUGAAGCUUCAAAGAAUCCACAGCAGCAUAUCAAAGACCAAAGAAACCCAGAAGAAGUCCGGAAACAAAGGCUUCAGGACCUCCAGGAAAAGCAGAAAAUCUCUAGAGAGAAAGAGCUGAUGAAGAGAAGAAAUUUACAAGGUUUCCACAAUGACAUCCUACAGCGACAAAGGCAGUUUGAGCAGAGGGAGACAGAGAUGCAGAGUUUGGAGAAGCAUGUUAAUUUCGAAAAUGAAAACUCAAGAAAGGCAUACUACAGAGAAUUUAAAAAAGUAGUGGACGCCUCAGAUGUGAUUUUGGAGAUUUUGGAUGCACGUGACCCUCUUGGCUGUAGAUGUCCUCAGGUGGAGCAGGCAGUCAUUCAAAGUGGAACCAACAAGAAAAUAGUUUUGGUGCUUAAUAAAAUUGAUUUGGUGUCAAAGGAAAUUGUGGAAAAAUGGAUUAAAUAUCUUCGUAAUGAGUUUCCUACAAUAGCUUUCAAAGCGUCUACACAACAACAGUCCAAGAACUUGAAACGCAGUAAUGUACCGGUGACACAAGCCACCACAGAGCUUCUGAGUACCAGUGCAUGCAUUGGUGCAGAUUGCUUGAUGAAGCUACUCGGCAACUACUGCCGAAAUCUAGACAUAAAGACAGCCAUCACUGUAGGUGUUGUAGGUUUUCCUAAUGUGGGAAAGAGUAGUUUGAUCAACAGUUUGAAACGAGCAAGAGCGUGUAAUGUUGGAGCCACUCCUGGUGUCACCAAGUGCCUUCAAGAGGUGCAUCUGGACAAACACAUUAAGCUCCUGGAUUGCCCUGGUAUUGUCAUGGCUACUUCCACGUCUGAUGCAGCCAUGAUUCUUCGGAAUUGUGUGAAAAUCGAACAGCUUGUAGAUCCCCUUCCACCUGUUGAAGCCAUUCUUCGACGCUGCAACAAAGCACAGAUCAUGGAGCACUAUGGAGUUUCUGACUUCCACACAGCUCUGGAGUUCCUUUCAAUGUUGGCUAAACGUCAGGGCAAACUAAGAAAGGGGGGACUGCCCGACACUGACAAAGCAGCUAAGAGUGUGCUAAUGGACUGGACAGGGGGGAGGAUCAGCUACUUCACACACCCUCCAGAGACACACACCCUCCCCACACACGUCAGUGCUGAGAUUGUGACAGAGAUGGGUAAAGCGUUUGACUGGGAUGUACUGGAAAAGGGAAAUCAGGAAGUUCUUGCAGAGUCAUCUUGUCCAGAUAUCCAAAUGGGAUUCUGCAUGGAAACCACAGGAAUGACAGAGGGUGGUCAGAGUGACCCAUCCUCUUACCUGGGAAUGGCAGAGACAGCCUCUGAAGAGCCAGAAUUUCAAGAUGAAACUGAAACUAUGGAGGAUGGUCAAGACCCAGAGUUUGGACCAAUGACUGUGGAAAUAAAGUCUCAGAAGACAAAGGCUGACUUUCCAGCGAAGGAUCCUGCAUCCAAGACUCCAGGUUUAAAGGAUAUAUUGAAUGUGGAUCCUCUGCAGCAGGGCCAAGCACUCCUAGCGGCUGGCAAGAAAAGGAAAAAACAACAGAAAAGAGCUGACAAAAUUGCCACCAAACUCUCUGAUACUUUGACAUCUGCAAUGGAUUUUUAAUUGUGAGAGCUGAAAUAAAAGGAACAUAAAAUAUUA